AUGGAAGAGGAUGAAAUCCCGGCUGUUAUUUUUGACAACGGGUCUGGUCUUUGUAAAUGUGGGAUAGCGGGUGACAGCGCUCCUAGAUCGGUAAUCACAUCCAUAGUCGGUCGCUCCAAAGCCAAAGCGACCAUGGUCGGGGCCGGUCAAAAGGAAUACUAUAUCGGGGAAGAAGCCCAGGCCAAAAGAGGCAUUCUAACCCUUAAGUACCCGCUAGAGCAUGGCAUUGUCACUUGCUGGGAGGAUAUGGAGAAAAUCUGGAGGCACGUUUACGAAUGCGAGUUGAGGAUGAAAUCAAGCGAGAGACCAGUGCUUUUAACCGAAGCACCGCUGAACCCUCUUACCAACAGAGAGAAGAUGACCGAGAUUAUGUUCGAGAACUUCAAGGUCCCCGCUAUGUAUGUGUCCGUGCAGGCUGUGCUGGCUCUGUAUGCUUCGGGGCGCACUACAGGGAUGGUAAUGGACAGUGGGGACGGGGUAACCCACACUGUUCCCAUAUAUGAUGGAUACUGCUUACCGCACGCCGUGUCCAGACUAGACAUCGCCGGGAGGGACAUAACUGAAUAUUUUAUGAGGAUCCUGCUGGAAAGUGGCCAUUCUUUUGUGAGCAGUGCCGAGCGGGAAAUCGUUAAGGACAUCAAAGAGAAGCUGUGCUACGUCGCCAUUGAGCCCAAGAUGGAGCUUAAAAAAACGCCAGAGAUGAUUCAGAAAGAGUACAAGUUGCCGGACGGGAACGUGAUCAAGAUCGGCAAUCAGCUUUUCAGAGCCCCCGAAGUGCUUUUCGUCCCUGCUUUUGUCGGUGUGGAAGCUCCCGGGGUGCACAAACUGACUUUCAACAGUGUUCUGAAAUGCGACAUCGACGUGCGCAAGAACCUCUACGCCAACGUGUUGAUUUCUGGGGGUUCCACCCUCUUCCCAGGGCUGGAUGAACGGCUGCUGAAGGAGAUUACAUUGCAGGUGCCAGCUGGGGUACCGGUGAAGGUGAUAGCCCCACCGGAGAGAAAGUACUCCGUUUGGAUUGGGGCUUCGAUUCUUACCUGCCUCACCGCCUUCAAACAAAUGUGGAUAACGGUCAUCGACUACAAAGAGUUUGGACCCCCAGUGGUCCACCGAAAAUGCUUUUAA
Messenger RNA from Polyodon spathula (Mississippi paddlefish), 1125 nucleotides. Its product is annotated as actin, cytoplasmic-like. The transcript has 2 exons. The coding region runs from base 1 to 1125 and encodes 374 amino acids. NCBI's taxonomy places the organism in Eukaryota, Metazoa, Chordata, Actinopteri, Acipenseriformes, Polyodontidae. The record is from RefSeq and is a predicted model, not a curated record.